CUGCGACCCGCGCCGCCUGCCGCACCGCCUGCUGGUGCUCGCCCUCAUGUGCUUCCUGGGCUUCGGCAGCUACUUCUGCUACGACAACCCGGCCGCCCUGCAGACGCAAGUGCAGGCGGACAUGAAGGUGAACACGGCCCAGUUCAUGGCUCUCUAUGCCUGGUACUCCUGGCCCAACGUGGUGCUCUGUUUCUUCGGUGGCUUCCUCAUAGACAGAGUGUUCGGGAUACGGUUGGGCACAGUAAUAUUUAGUAUCUUUGUUUGUGUUGGGCAGGUGAUUUUUGCAGUGGGAGCACUAAUCAACGCCUUCUGGCUGAUGGAAGCAGGCAGAUUUGUGUUUGGAAUAGGUGGAGAGUCCUUAGCUGUGGCACAAAACACUUAUGCAGUCAGUUGGUUUAAAGGCAAGGAAUUAAAUCUUGUGUUUGGAUUACAGCUAAGCAUGGCCAGAAUUGGGAGCACGGUGAACAUGAAUAUCAUGGGAUGGGUAUACUCCAGAGUUCAGCAUCUUCUGGGGCACACUGGCCACAGUGCUCUUGGGUUAACUCUCAUGAUAGGUGGCACAACAUGUCUCUUUUCCCUGGCUUGUGCAUUAAUCCUUGCUUAUCUGGACAAGAGAGCAGAGAAGUUGCUUUGUAAAGAGCAAGGGAAAACUGGUGAAGUGAUCAAGCUCACGGAUGUGAAGGACUUCUCUUUGUCUUUGUGGCUUAUAUUUGUAAUCUGUGUUUGUUACUACGCAGCUGUUUUUCCUUUCAUUGGACUUGGAAAGGUCUUCUUCAUUGAGAAAUUCAAAUUCUCAUCUCAAGAAGCAAGUGCGAUUAACAGUAUAGUUUAUAUCAUAUCGGCACCUUUGUCGCCUGUUUUUGGCCUCCUGGUGGAUAAAGUUGGCAAGAAUAUCAUCUGGGUUUUAUGUGCUGUAGUAACUACACUCGCUUCUCACAUCAUGUUGGCUUUUACCUUCUGGAACCCCUGGGUAGCAAUGUGCUUACUGGGAGUCGCUUACUCGCUGCUCGCCUGUGCCCUGUGGCCCAUGGUGGCCUUUGUCGUUCCAGAACAUCAGCUGGGAACUGCUUAUGGCUUCAUGCAGUCUAUCCAGAAUCUGGGUCUGGCAAUUAUUGCCAUAGCAGCUGGCAUGAUACUGGACACAAGGGGAUAUCUGUUUCUUGAAGUGUUCUUCAGUGCUUGCGUCUGCUUGUCACUAAUAGCUGUAGUGAUGCUGUAUUUUGUGAAUCAUCUCACAGGAGGUGAUCUUAACUGGUCUGCAAAGAAAAGGGAAAAAAUGCAAAAAGUAACUGCAACUGAAGCAGAAGAACAAGAGAGACUCAGACGUCAAAAUGAAGAUGACUUGGCUAAAUUACUGCCAAAAGCUGAUGACUUUAGUUUGAGGAAUAGAUACCUCUCCAAACUAGGCGCUCAGGUACUGCCAGAUAAUUACUCUUCCUACUUAUCAACAAUGGCACAUAGAAGCAUGCUGAAAUAGCAUCUUGCCCGUUGGUAAGGGCAGAAGUACCCUGCAGUUCCUGUACACAAAACUCUGCUAGUACUGAGAGCUAAUGCAAGUGCAAGCAGAAUGAUGCACCACUUCUGCGACUGUUUUUAAAAUAUUCAGCUUCAACUCCCUCUCCCCGUGGGUAAAUAACAAAGAUACCAAAGAAGAAUCAUCUGGCUCUGUAUUUGAACCUGGUAACUACAUGUUACACUAAAAUAGCUAAGACUUGGAUCUGUUCUUACUAUUCAGCAAGUCUGAAAUGGGAAAGCUUUGCUGAAAGAGUCAGCUCGCUGUGAAAUGAGUCUUGAUGUGGGCGUGGGAUUUAGUGAGAUUCUUGGGGAAAAAAAGUUGGGCACCUUUGUUACCAACUUGCAGAUCCUCUGUUUUAUUUUUCUUAUAGAAAAAGGUGGCAAAAUAUUGACUUGUUUUUUGUUAUGGUCAAAACAAAUACUUUGGUGUAAACCAAAUUAUGAUUUUAAUGUUCCUUUUUAAAUGCUCCUGAAUUUUGUAUUAGGUCACAGGUGUGGCUGUAACCUCACACAAGUCCUGAUUAAUGUGAAAAUUGGUAAAUCUUUAAAAGGUUGUGACUGACAACUAUGGAAAGGUUGUAUGAAGAACUGAAGUUUUCCAUUCUGUGGAAGAAUGUUGUAUAACUUCGUGAUGAAGUGCUUUGCAUAAUUUCAAUGGAAGGCUUGUUCCUACUGGUUCCUGCAGGCCCCGUUUUCCAAUUAUAUAUAUAUUUUUUUCCUAACUAUAUGGGCUUGAUUACAGGAUCAGACACAUUCUUAAACUAAGCUAAUCUUUAAAAGGAAGGAGCACCUUAUUUUCUUGAGCAGUUGGAGACCUUCUGGAACUCAUUUUUAAGAUAUUUUUUC
This is a messenger RNA of Nothoprocta perdicaria, 2361 nucleotides long. RefSeq names its product major facilitator superfamily domain containing 1 (gene MFSD1). Lineage: Eukaryota; Metazoa; Chordata; Aves; Tinamiformes; Tinamidae. The record is from RefSeq and is a predicted model, not a curated record. Gene Ontology annotation, molecular function: transmembrane transporter activity. Gene Ontology annotation, cellular component: lysosome. Gene Ontology annotation, biological process: transmembrane transport. The transcript has 17 exons. Bases 47 to 1477 code for a protein of 476 amino acids.